Molecule: messenger RNA, 4881 nt
Organism: Scleropages formosus (Asian bonytongue)
Lineage: Eukaryota; Metazoa; Chordata; Actinopteri; Osteoglossiformes; Osteoglossidae
Product: SH2B adapter protein 2-like
Exons: 9
Coding region: 1110-3128 (672 amino acids)
Biological process (GO): antigen receptor-mediated signaling pathway; intracellular signal transduction
Cellular component (GO): plasma membrane
Molecular function (GO): transmembrane receptor protein tyrosine kinase adaptor activity
Source: RefSeq, a predicted model, not a curated record
UCUUGUCUACCCUGCCGCUUUCUUCGGCUCAUUUCAUUGAUGCUGUUGUAUGAUGCAAACUUUGAAGGAAGGAAAGUGACAUCUUUGUUUUCCGUUGAGAUGUCACGUUUAUUAACUCAGGGCUACAAGAGGGGGUUUGGGGUAAGCUUGCACUGUUGUUGUAAAGAUUUGUUUUGUGAGUAGGCAUUGUCUGAACUGCAAAUGGGGACACAGUCAGGCCUAACAGAUAAGUAAACAAAUGAAAUACCUGGCUGCUGGAACUUAAGAAUAUUGUGGUUUAACCUAGUGCUGUGUGUUUCACUCAGAUUUCUCUUACAUAUGAUGGUGUUCUGCUUCAGUAAUUAUCUGUACGGUGAACGUGCAGAUCUCAUCUGACUCAGUUCCUGUGUGAAUUCUUUGGCCAGAGAAGGAAGCUUACAAAGUCCAAACACAGUUUUCUUGUCAUUUGAAUAGUUUCUCUUGAGGGUAUCUGAAAGAGUCAUAUCCUCUUUCCAAGGGUCCAUGAUCUGUAUUGGUGAACACUGCCUUUGCUGCCUGCUUCUUAAUUCAUGAAAAACUGUUUUUAUAAAUAAACACAGUUUUAAUUGUAUUUGCUAUUUAUUUUACUUUUCUUGCAAGUGUCAUAAUGCCAGGAUUGUAUAUUGAGCCACUUAGAGUGGUUUACCAUUUAUACAGUAGGGUGACUUCUGUUGGAGCCAUUUAGUGCAAGUAACUUGCUCAAGGGUAUUACAGUAGGAGGUAGGAUUCAAUCCUGGAUUUUUUGAUUACAGUACAGUUGCUCUACCCACUAUGCUAUGUGCUGCACUGUGUUGACCCCUGUCAGUGUCUAGUGUCUGUGCGGUGACAGCAAGAAGACCUGUAUUAAUUAUGAGUUGUAUUUAUAUGCCUUCCUUGCCGUUAUUUGUUAAAGCCCUUUUCCCUCAGCAGUCAAUGCCUUUAAGCUGUGCGGUCACGCUUCAUACGAGUCUGCUGCCCACUGCGCUGCGGUGGACCGGCUUCGGAGGCCAGGAGGCAGAAGCAUUGAUUGCAGCGCCCAGCAACCUGCUGCCCUGCCUGAAACGGAAAUGAUAGCACCUGCCCGUGCCCUCUAGUGGUGAUAUGGAGCAGUGAUGAAUGGGGAUGCCCCCGCCAGCAGCGAAGACCAGUCCUCCUGUCCAUUGCCCGACUGGAAGGAGUUCUGUGAGCUGCACGCCCGCACCUCUGCUUCAGAGUUUGCCUGCAAAUUCCGCCGCUUUGUGAGGGAGAACCCCUGCUACGACUCCCCUGGUGCCGACACCUCCUUUUCCCAGCACUUUGCCCGCUACUUCUUGGAGUGUUUUGCGGCAGAACUCAGCCGAGCCCCUGGCCCUGGAUCUCCUGCUGAACCCCGCUACAGCGUUGCGCCCUUUGCGGGGCUUCAGGGCUGCUUGCUGCCCUACAGCUACGAGUUCUGCCAGCGGUACAAGGACAAGGCUGCAUCUAGUGAGUCUCUUGACAGCAUGGACAACAGGACGGGUAGCGCUGCUGCUCGGGCCACCUCCUCCGCUCACAAAGCACCGGUGCUGGGCCAGUCACGCAGCUCGGAGGAUGUGUCUGCUGGACAUUCCAAGGUCUGUUUCAAAAAGGGCUUCUCCCUGCGCAACGUUAGCCUGUGUGUGGUGGAUGGUGUGCGGGAGAUCUGGCACCGACGCUCAUCUCCAGAACCCGACGGUGAACGCAGAGGCUCACGCUUGCGCCUCCCAAGGGCUGUACGAAGCCGCAAAGCCCAGCCGAUGGAAGUUCAGCGGGAGGGGUCGCUGCGCUACAUGGUGGCUGAUGACACUAGCUGCACAGGCGGAUCCCAGUGGCAAAAGUGUCGGCUUCUGCUGAGGCGGACAGAGGCGCAGGCUGAGGGAGAGCGCUUCGUGCUGGAGUUCUAUGUGCCACCCAAGUCUUCCAAGCCCAAAGUAAGCGUACCCAUGUCAGCCAUUCUGGAGGUACGGACCACCAUGCCACUGGAGAUGCCUGACAAGGACAACACUUUUGUUCUCAAGGUGGACAACGGUGCAGAAUAUAUCCUGGAGACCAUUGAUUCACUUCAAAAAAACUCCUGGGUUGCAGAUAUUCAGGACUGUAUGGAUCCAGGGGACAGUGGGGAUGACAUUGAGCUGGCUUCAUUCCUCCACGGCCAGCAUCCUCGAGACUUACCUGUGGCCUCUUCCUGCAGCUGUGAGCUUCUGUCAGAAGGUGUACAUCGACCCCCCCAGCGUUCCUGUGCUCCAGUGGCCGAGAACUACAUCACACCCUCCAUCUGCAGCGGGGAGUCUCACUUCACCCAGCAUCCAAUGCAUGUGCCACUGGAGCGCUUCCUGCAAACUCCAGUGUGCCAGGCACGUGGUGCUGUAACUGCAGGUCAUGCAGAGGAGGCAACAGAGGUGGAGGGCAACAGCAGCCUUGCCAGGUACCCAUGGUUCCAUGGGACCCUGUCACGGGUGCGAGCAGCCCAGCUAGUGCUGAUGGGUGGAGCACGGAGCCACGGGCUCUUUGUGAUUCGGCAGAGCGAGACACGCCCAGGGGAGUACGUCCUCACCUUCAACUUCCAGGGCAAAGCCAAGCACCUGCGGCUGUCUGUGAAUGACGACGGCCAGUGCCAUGUACAUCAUCUGUGGUUUGAGACAGUGUCUGACAUGCUUCGCCACUUCCACACUCACCCCAUCCCACUGGAGUCCGGGGGCUCUGGCGACAUCACGCUGCGUUGCUACGUCCAGGCCCAGCAUGGCCCACCUGGUUCCUGUGCUGCCACCCCACACCCUGACCAUUCACACACUACCAGUGAAAAGUAUGUGGGUAUGUCGCAGCCCUCUACGCUGUCAAGGGAUCCUGGCUGCCGGAGUGAUCCGCACCAGCCCCUCCCAGUCCACCAUGUCUAUGGAGCUGUGCCGUCAAGCGGACCUCUGGCUGAGGGGCCUACCUCGUCCAGCGCCUCUUCGUCACCCGGUGCCCUUGCACCCUACUUGUCCGGUGAGCCCGAGGCUGGCUCUGGGCUGCAGAGCCGCAGCAACAGCUCAGAGCGCCUGCUGGAACCCCACGGUGCUGCCCCUGAGGACUACCAAGACAAUGAGAGCACAAGGAGGACCAGAGCGGUGGAAAACCAGUAUUCCUUCUACUGAGGCCCAGGGAUGGCCCCUGAAACAUAUAAAGGCUCAGCUCUGGAAGGGACAGCGUUACCAGCACCUCCCUGUGACAGGUGGCCCGGGAACACAGCUCUCAUCUGUUGUCCAGUAACAUGUGCUUUUCAGACAUUCUAGAAACCUGUAAUCAUUUUUCCAUAUUGGUUCACUUUGGGGGCGGCUGUAGAAAAACACCUUGGGAGUCCAGUAAACCACAUGGACUCUUGAGUUCGUGGUAUUCUUUUUCUCUCUCACAGACAGAUGUGACAUAAUCACAUGUGGUCCUGUGAGACUUGAGGGAGUGGGAAACAGGAAGUUGCCCCAACAGAGUAGUACAGAGUUAAUUCAUUGCUCCACUUCCUUAUAAACAAGUUAAAAUCUGAAGAAACAAGACCUCCCACCCCCUCACUUAUGUUGGGUUCAAAGCACCCAGUAAACACAGAUUUUAUUUUUUGUGAAGCCUUUUUGCUUUUGUGAAAGCACUUCACGGGUUCAGUGAGUUCAGUGACUCUACAAAAGUAAAGUGGCUCCUUAACACACAAACUUUUGCGAAAACAACUUUUCACUGUUACAAAGUUUUCUAAGAGGUAUUCAGUAUUUAUUUUUAAAGCAUAGAUCUUGCAUACUAAUUUAUAUUGAUCACCCCAGCUCCAUCUAAUUAGCUGACAAAUAGCGUUUAUGAAUAGUAAGGGCCUUCUUUAGUAUACCAGCACCCUGCAUGUAAUUCUCAUUGCAGAGUCAGUUUGUCCAGUACCUCUCUGUUUGCCAGCCCACACCAUAGCGGCAGCUGCAUAUAGAAUUGAUGAUGAGUUCUCGUCCACUUUGUGUUGCAUCCAACAAACUUUCCGUGUAACGAAACAACCCCUAAGUCCCAGUUAAGUUGGUAAAUGGGAACCUGCUAUAUCUUAAUGUUUGUGACGUUCUGUCACAAAAAACAUAAAACAAAAAAACAAUUCUUACUAAUGUACAUUCCAGAUGUUGUCAUUUCUUAUCAACUGUACUCAAAGUGCUAUUUAAAUGGAAAUUUUAAACCAUGUCACCAGCCAGGCCAAGUGAAGGUGCCACAGAAAGUUGUAAGAAAAAGUAACAUGGUUAACUACAGCACAUAUGUAGUAGAUCGACACACUGCACCGCUUAGGGAUUUCUAAGUGUCAAUGUACAUGGUGCAGCGCAAAAUAACAUUUGGCUACUAGCAGAUAAGACAGCAUGUCAAAGGACUGCGCUAGUGUUGCUCCGAACCAUCUGGACCACCAAGAGCGAGAGAGAGUUGGAGAGAUGGGCCGAUUAGGGGAGAAAGGGUAAAAGCCAAAAUACACUGUUUUGGUGUUCACGCAUAGCACCGUCACUUCAUUAUAAGCUCUUGUUGGGAUUUUCCGCAGGUUGUGAUCCCUGAUGAUACGUGUUCAGAGCAGGUCACACACUCUCUUCGCUGCAGGAGCCCAGUUCAGUCUCAGUGCUCUCGUCUUUAGUGUCACAAACUGUCUUGAACAGAGACGGAAGAUAUGGUAGCUGGAAGCUCUUUUGUUAAAAAGCACAUUAUCCAUAAAUUACUCUUCAUCUUCAUGAUUAAUUAGAUUUAAUGCAUUGUUUUAAUUGUUAAUGUGGAUUCAUUCAUAAACUCCCUGUAAUAUAUAAUAUCACCUCACACAAGAAACACACUAGAGAUGUUAGUGGAGGAAAAUAUAGUUUCGUUUGCAACUACCUUUAAAGUUUCCUCCCUAUUUUUGAAAAUAUUUUUUAAGUCUAAAAUUUA